UCCGUUUAAUGUAACCAGUUCAGAUUGUGACAAAUCUAAAAAUGAUAAUAUAAUUCAAUCUUAUCAUUUUGUUGAAAAAACAUAAAACCGCCUGUUUUGAUAUGCAAAUAUCUCGCGAGUAAAGAGCUAAAUAUUCGAAAGCUAAAAUGUCGGUACACUACAAGUUUAAGAGUACCCUUCAUUUCGACACAAUUACCUUUGACGGUCUCCAUAUAUCCGUUGCGGACUUGAAAAGGGAAAUUGUGCAGCAGAAACGACUGGGGAAAAUUAUUGAUUUCGAUCUUCAAAUAACAAAUGCUCAAAACAAAGAAGAAUAUAAAGAUGACAACUUUUUGAUACCAAAAAACACCACGCUAAUUAUUUCUCGGAUUCCGAUAGCCCAUCCAGUAAAAAAGGGAUGGGAUCCGUCCGCGGAAAAUGCUGUUUCUACGGCGCCCACAAGUAAACCUGAUAAUUUAAAUAUGGAUCUAUUUAAAAUGCAAGGCAGUGAAGAGGAUAAAAUACAAGCCAUGAUGAUGCAAAGUACAGCUGAUUAUGAUCCCAAAACGUAUCAUCGUAUUAAGGGACAGUCUCAAGUAGGCGAAGUGCCUGCUUCCUAUCGCUGUAACAAGUGCAAGCGCGGUGGCCACUGGAUUAAAAACUGUUCCUUUGCAGGUGGAAAAGAACAAUUUGAAGUAAAGAGAAAUACAGGUAUUCCACGAUCAUUCAGAGGCAAGCCGGAAGGUCAAGUUGAACCGGAAACAUCAAAAUAUUUAUUGUCUACCGAAAAGGAUCAAGAAAUUCCAGAGGACUUAAUAUGUGGUAUUUGCAGAAAUAUUUUCGUUGACGCCGUUAUGAUACCGUGUUGUGGCAGUUCUUUUUGCGAUGACUGCGUUCGAACUUCUUUGCUGGAAUCGGAAGAUAGCGAGUGCCCAGAUUGUAAAGAGAAAAACUGUUCGCCAGGAUCUUUGAUUCCGAAUCGGUUUUUAAGAAAUUCAGUUAAUGUUUUCAAAAACGAAUCUGGCUAUAAGCUGGCAGCAUAUAAGCCUGUUAGUAAAUUGACUACGACAGUUGAGAAGGAGGAUCCCGUUCCAGCUCAGCUUCCGGAUGACACUAAACCAACUGAAGAAACGGAAGAGGUUAAUAAAAAAGGAGAGGAGGUAAAAGAAGAAGAAGGAGAAAGAGGAGGAGAAAGAGAAAGAGAAGGAGAAAGAGAAGAUGAAGAAGAAGAAGAAACAGAAACGAUUGAAAGCUCCAACAUAGGUAGAACUGAAACAACCAAAAAAGAAAAAGAUAAAUUUGAUUCAGACUACGAGGAUAAUAUAACAAUCAAAAUGCCACAGAAAUUGAUCGAGACAACCACAAGCAUCGCCGACAGCAAGAAAGAUGAGGCUACACCGAUAUAUUCGCAAAAGUCGCAUGGAAAUAACGUCGUACAACGUCGUGAGCAUAAUUAUGAAUACAAAUCGGAUAUUGAUAUAAAACCACAUAGCAGCUAUGCUAAAAAUGAGAUUGUCAAACAUCCGAAUGAGCGAAGUCUUUUACCUACGCCAAUUACCGGACACCACAAACCGUAUCCAAAUCACAAUAUGAACGAACAAAGAGAAAAACCCUUGAUGAAUUCUGAUCAAGCUCAUCGUAUUGGCGUGUAUAAACCUGCUUAUAUUCAAAUGCCCAGAUGUCCAACAAUGAUUCACAUGGCCCCAUAUAAUAAUGGCUAUAAUAAUAUGCCACAUAGGCCACCAAUGAGCUUUGGCCAUUAUCAAAACCAACCUGUGCAUCAAAUGAAUCCAUCAUAUAUGCCCUCGGGGAAUAUUAAUAUAAAUCCUUCGCAAACAUUUCAAUCAACGAAUUUAGCUUCGAUUUAUCAAGGAGUUGCAGCAAAAGUUGGCACUGGACUUAUAGAUGACCCACUUGAAGCCUUCAACAGAAUAAUGAAGGAGAAAGAGAAACAAAAAGUGGAACGUCGUCGAAGUCCAGGCCAUCACAGAUCUAGAUCUCCAGGAAGGCCGAGACAUCGCUUUAAGUCCCCAAUGUACGACAGGGGUUCGUCCAGAGAAAUGAAUAUUAAGGAUAAACGACCACGAUCUCGGGAUCGAAAGCGAGAGUACAGCUAUGAACGAGGACGACAAAGUCGAGUUGUACGCCAUUCAAGCAACGGAUCAAAUUCACCAAGUGACAAGAAGAAGAGAUAUGUACAUAGACGUUCCCCUUCGCCAAAAUCAGGACAUAAGCUGCGUUUAAGAGAAAAAUCUUUGACUAGACCGUAUGUAUCGAAACCAGAUACAGUAGAGCCACCUCCUCCUGGCUUUGAAUCAUUGCCAAUUGAGAGUUUAGCUGAUAUUGAUAGAGACAGAAAUAAUAGAGCUGUAGAUCAAGAUAAUACCAGAUAUGCAGACGACGACCAUCACUCCCGCAAAAGACAGAGGACCUCCAGUAAGACCAAGGAGAUCAAAACUGUUGAUAAUAGUUCCAGAAGCCUUACCCCUCCAUCAAAAUACAAGAUUGCAAAAAUUUCGAAAGUUGAAUGUACUGAAUUCUACGAAAGGUCCCCAAAAACACCAGAGAGAAUCGAAAAUGAUUCUCAUGUCAUGUCAUUGGAAAAGCCUCAGAGUGAGGCUUUGAUCUAUCCGGACAAUAAACCAAGUAUUGUGAAAUCACACGACCGUUUGGAGUUGAAUGACGACAUGGGAAAGGAAAAUAAUAUUAAACUGAAUCUUCAGUUAAAAGAUCGAAAAAAGAAGAAGAAGGACAAGUCGGAACGCAAGAAAAACAAGAAGGAUAAAAAGGACAAAAAGGAAAAAGUUAAAAAGCUGUAUGCCGAGAGCAUUGAGUCGGCAUCAGCAUCGGAAAAAUGUUUAGGCCUUGAUGCUUCUAUGAAUCCAUGUAAUGAGAGCGCUGAAUUUAAUUCAAAUGAUGUACUUCAAAAUAUAUCCGAUUGCAUUGAGCUUGAUACAUUGAAGAGAAAUGAUUCUAUCCUUAGUAUGGAGCUAUCGGAUCAUGAUUUAAUUAGAGAUACUAUAUCCUCAGUUAAUGAAAUGAAUGAUGUCAAAAUAUCAAAGUGGGAGUUAGACGAUAAUAAUUUAAACAGUAAUUUAUUGGAUCCUAGCAGAAAAGUUCCCUGUAAUAAAAUGCAAGACCAUUCGGAAAUAACAUCUGAUGUUAUCCGAAAAGCGGAAAAUGCGAUUUUUGCGAAAGCUAUAAACGCCAUAAGGCCCGUCGAGUUUAAAGUUGUAAUAGAUUCUAAGCACAACAGUAAGGAUCGUUCAAUUUCUAUGAAAACUGAUCAUAAAGAUCGUUCGCAUUCCCCGAAAUCAACCAUUAACAAGUCUGUCAAAGAAAGGCUAGGUAACAAAGUUGUAAGCGAACGACACUAUUCAUCAGAUCGGUCAAGGAAUGAUCGAAGAGAAAAUUCGGAGAGAAAGUCAAGUAGCGACCGACACAGGUAUAAUUCUGGAAGUUAUAGUUCCCGAAGAAGGGAAAAGGAUUCCAAAGAACGAGUUGUGGCGAUUGAAAGGAAAUUUGAUGAUCAUAGAAAUCGCAGGUCAAGCGAACGAGAAAUCAUAACUGUCACACACAAGGAUACAAACUUUUCUGAAUCCAACAAAUAUAAAUCGCAAGCGAAGGACAAAUCAUCAACAGUUGGCACUAAAAGUGAGAAACGAAAUUAUGAAUCAGAUCGUAGCUCAUAUAGAAGCUCUAAAACAGGAGAAACCCGUCAAGUUUCAUCGGUUGCUUCAAGACCAGACAACCCCCAACGUCGACCAGACAACCCAUUCAGAAAAUUUGAUGAAAAUAAUUCAUCUAGCAAUAAAGUUUCAAAAUUCGACAACUCAAAUAAAAGAGAUGGGACACCACAAUCUUCAGAUCAAACCGAACAUAAAAGGAGAAAAGAUAAAAAACUCAAGAAACUUAAAAGUUUGAAGAAAUGUUCGUCAACAGAAUCAGUCAAAAGUGAAAAACGAAAAGAUGUAAAAAGCAAAAAAAGAAGUAAGGUUCUAAAAAAAAAGAAAAAGUCCAGGAAAUAGGUUUUUGAACAAUAAAUCAAAGAAGUCAGAUCGAAAAAAAAAUACUUAAAAUAUAUGAUAUACGAUAAUAAAAAAUAAACAUAAUACAGCAAAUAUUGUAAA
Messenger RNA from Drosophila innubila, 4109 nucleotides. RefSeq lists its product as uncharacterized. The transcript has 11 exons. NCBI's taxonomy places the organism in Eukaryota, Metazoa, Arthropoda, Insecta, Diptera, Drosophilidae. Gene Ontology annotation, molecular function: zinc ion binding; ubiquitin protein ligase activity. Gene Ontology annotation, cellular component: nucleus. The record is from RefSeq and is a predicted model, not a curated record. Bases 147 to 4007 code for a protein of 1286 amino acids. Gene Ontology annotation, biological process: ubiquitin-dependent protein catabolic process; protein ubiquitination; mRNA processing.